Messenger RNA from Kwoniella shivajii, 1194 nucleotides. RefSeq lists its product as uncharacterized. The record is from RefSeq and is a predicted model, not a curated record. Gene Ontology annotation, molecular function: 2-oxoglutarate-dependent dioxygenase activity. Bases 1 to 1194 code for a protein of 397 amino acids. The transcript has 7 exons. NCBI's taxonomy places the organism in Eukaryota, Fungi, Basidiomycota, Tremellomycetes, Tremellales, Cryptococcaceae.
AUGAGUCCUACUGCCGUAUACGAGACCACACCAUCAGUUGUUGUUACGGACACGCUCAAACACGGGCUCAAGGAACGAGUUGAAAUUCCCCCUUGGAAAGAGCCACCCGUAACGAAGGAAAACUUAUCUUGGGCAGAACUUGAAACUAUCGAUCUGACACUCCUUGAUUCAAAUAAUCCAGAAAUACGAAAGACUUUAAUUGCAGCUGCAAAGAAAGCUCUGACAGUCGACGGUUUCUUGUUCGUCACUGGUACGGGUAUAUCAGAUGAGACUAUGAAACGUAAUUUGGCAAUUGCACAAUAUGCUAUAAAUGGUAUUCCUCACGAGGAAAAACUUCCUUUUGCAGCUAAACUUGAUCAAGGAUCAUAUGAAGGAUAUAAAUUAAGAGGGAUAUGGAAGAGAGACAGUGACACACCUGAUAAUAUAGAGCAUUAUAAUCUUGAAUCUUCUUCAUUUGAAAAUAUCGAAGAUGGACAUCAACAUCCUGAAAAACUACUACCGCUUAUUCCUGAAAUCAAAGCAUUCGCCGAACAUACUUACAAAUAUGUAGUUUACCGAAUACUGAAAUUAGUUUCAUUGGCUCUGGAAUUACCAGAAGAUUAUUUAUGGGGAUUACAUGAUCAUAACGGUACUAUAGGAGCUGCUUGUCAAAGGUUAAUGGGUUAUUUUCCCAGAUCAGAAAAAGAUGAAAAUGCAACUGAAGGAAUCUGGUCAAAAGGUCAUACCGAUUACAAUACGGUAUCCUUGUUAUAUUCUCAACCAAUCUCAGCUCUUCAGAUCCUGACACCGGACAAUCAAUGGCGAUGGGUGAAACAUGUAGAAGGAGCUGUGGUUGUCAAUACUGCGGAUGCUCUCGAGUUCCUCACAGGAGGCGUAUUCAAAGCUACGAGACAUCGAGUAAUCCGACCGCCUCCAGACCAAGCGAAUAUCAUUCGAUAUAUCCUCAUUCAUUUCGCUCGUGCAGCAAGAAAUCUAGAAUUGAACCCUAUAUGGGAAUCCCCACUGAUUAAAGCGAGAGGAAAGAACUCAUUCCAGGAUAGAAUCGAUGCGGGUGGCAGAGCACCAACACAAGAUGAAUGGCUGAGAGAACGAAUCAAGAGAACAGGACACGAGUUAUACGAUAAUAAUCGGAAGACAGCAGAAGGAAAGGUGGAAGAACAAGUCUUGGGAAGGAAAGUGGAAUAUUACGUUUAA